GUAAUCACUAAGCUUUUAGGGUCGAUUCUAUCAAAUAGUAUGGUGUACAUCUGCUUUUGCUACAUAGCCGUUCGCUCGUGAAAGCUCAUCUUGUUUUCACAGUACUAAGCAGGCACCGAUUGAUUGAAUAUGAUUCAACGUUAAUGAAAUUUCGAGAUCGAUAGUAGAUUUGAUUUUCUUCAACAAUUGUCGAGCGGACUUUCGGCUGUCUCUUGUCAGUUUGUUAUUAAAAAGCUACAUUUGAGUAUUGUCCGAGGAGGAGACGAAAAAUGUCGAAUCGGUACGAUAAGCAGACGACGACCUUCGAUAAGGCCGGUCGUAUUUUUCAAGUGGAGUAUGCAAUUGAAGCGACAAAGGCUGCUGGCCCUGCUCUGGGCGUCCUGGGUAGCGACUGCGUCCUGUUAGUCGGGGAAAAGAAGACGAGCUCCAAAUUGUUGGACCAGACUAAGCAAGCAGAAAAGAUAUUCGAAAUCGACGAUCACGUCUGUUGUGCUGUGGCCGGCCUUACUUCUGAUGCCAACACACUAAUUGUUAUGGCUAUUUUGUUUUCUGAUGGAGAUAAAAAAGAUACUCGUCUAACAAGCUAAUGUUGAUCAUAAUUCGUUUGGAUCUUCCCAAAAACAGGUGCUCAUAUCAGCUUUCCUUUCGUUAUCGUGUGCUUACCGUCUACGUCCGAAUUUGCUAAAUUGAGCAAACGCACAUUAACACAAAUGUAGUGUCACGAUCUAAGAUUGCGAAGCUACGACUCUACGCGCAGCAGUAUCAGUAUCGCUAUUCGGAACCCAUCCCCGUGGAACAGCUGGUCGUCCAUCUUUGCGAUUUCAAGCAAGGUUACACGCAGUUCGGUGGUUUGCGUCCUUUUGGCGUGUCCUUCCUCUUUGCCGGGUACUGUUGCAUUUAUCUGGUAGAAGAUGCAGAUACAUGAUGUUGUCUUAUUUUUCAUGAAUUCAUCACUUUAGUGAUGCUUUGUUGAAAAAAUGUAGUACAGUUUAUCAGCGAAUAUGUAUCUGUGGUAGUCUGAGAGCGAUGUCAGACAGUUGCGUGGUAAGUUUUAUCUGGAUCUCGUGGAAGAUUAUAUCAUUAAGGCUAAAUCUGCUGUAAAACCUACUUCAUCUUCCUCUCUUGUUUUAGGUACGAUAAGCACUAUGGUUUCCAGCUGUAUCAAAGCGACCCGGCAGGGAAGUAUGAUGGAUGGCGUGCACAUUCUAUUGGAGGGUGGGAUAAUCCGAUGACAAACUCCACCUUGAAGCAGGAUUGGAUUAAGGCUUGUUUGAGAUGAGUCACUAGGUGUAAAAAUACUCACGAGUAGUUGUUCGACAGGAUGGUAGCGCAAGCCUCCAAAACCAAGAAAUCUAAACUGUUUCACCAUACAGAUUGAAGUACUUACAAGUUUUGCGACUUUUCUUUGAUCAAGUUCAUUUCCAUCGAUAAAGUUUUUUUGUUUUCUAUGAAGAUGAGGCCUUUAAUGCAAGUGACGGCAUGUCUUCGGACGCAGUAAAAGCCUUGGUUGGAAAGGUGAUGAUCAAGAACGGCGACACCACUACCCCGGACCCAGAGAAGUUCGAAAUGGCUGUGAUCUCGCGUGUGAGCAAGGAUAUCGUCAAGUACAAGCGUAUCGGCGCAAAGGAGGUCGAAAAAAUACUGUCAGAAGCACGCGCUAAAGAAGACGCAGCGGAGCAAGGAGGUGCCGCAUCAACAUCCUAGUUACAACACUUCAACAACUAACUACUUCACGGUUCCGUAUCGAUGCCAACACGAGUAUGGAUGAUGCUUAGAUGACGCCCCAACAAUCAUCUAGCGCUGGUUUCUUGCUCGACUGUACGAGAGGUCUUUGCGUUGCUACGGAGGAGGGUAGUAACAAGGGUUGCUUUGAAGUUCGUGUCUGAUCAAGGAAGUCGCGAGUGUGUGUGCAUCGCUUAUCUUCUACUUGCCGUGAAUUCUGGGAGAUCCGGUCUCACUAGAGGUGGUGGGGGUUAGAGGUCCGAUCUCAGCAGUGCGCCAGUGUACGUAAGUCGUUAGAAGAUUGUGUCGUCGGAAUGCGGUUUCGGUGAAUGCUCAAAGUUGGCAGGCUUUUUUUCAUCAUAGAUCAAGAACGACUGCGUAGAGGUAGUAAUAGGAUCACACGACAGGUACUACAGAUCAUUAUUUCAUUCCCGAGUUUUUCAACCCUUAUCUCCCCGACCCAGAUUAGACUGUCGUACCUCUCCUGACGAAAUUGCAAGUCUAACGACGAUCCAUAUUUUCAAUCAGUGUGGAAAAAUACAUGCUCGAUAUCUCAGGCACAUUUGAAUGCGCGGUUGAGAUCCCAAUAUCCCUACGUACCCACGAUAUAGCACUUCACUUCGGCCCGCAAAGAGUAGUCGCGCUCGUUUGCGAUGACGACACCAGGUGCGAAAAUGCAUGC
This is a messenger RNA of Amoebophrya sp. A25, 2404 nucleotides long. The record is from the annotation of a GenBank genome assembly. NCBI's taxonomy places the organism in Eukaryota, Dinophyceae, Syndiniales, Amoebophryaceae.